Molecule: messenger RNA, 2574 nt
Organism: Colletotrichum godetiae
Lineage: Eukaryota; Fungi; Ascomycota; Sordariomycetes; Glomerellales; Glomerellaceae
Product: heterokaryon incompatibility protein-domain-containing protein
Exons: 2
Coding region: 1-2574 (857 amino acids)
Source: RefSeq, a predicted model, not a curated record
AUGGGAGACAUGUUCGAGGCAAUCCGCUUAGCACACGCAGCAAUCGACUCCCUCCCUCAGAAUGACCCGAGGCGGCCCCGGUGGACAGAAGGCUUCGAGCUCGUGUUGGGCGACAGGUUCUCCCAUGCACAGGGGGCCUCCGACAUCCAAGACGACCCUUUAGAUGACUCCUCGUACAUUCAGGACUGCGGUCCAGGCGAGCUCGGCUCCCGACCUCCGCCCCCCCGCCGCCCGCUCGGUUGUGGCCGCCGAAACCUUCCGUACAACGAUGAUGGAGCCUUGAGCUUUAUCGACAUCAUGUCUGGUUCCUUUGAUAGGAACGGACGCUGGUCAUACAGGCCAAUACAAAGAGGUAUCUUCACCGGUGGCGUCCGAAGAAUUGACGUCGGAACAUACGACUAUGCGCCGGGUGACUUCAUCUACAAUAACGAUGACGGAACGCCACACGUUAUUAGUGCUCAUGAAGCCAAUUUGCGUCAUCAUCGUCGGUUUCUCGGUAUCGAUACUUGGCUGUACCUGGCAGAUACGAUUCCAGAAAGGCUCUUCCGCAAAGAAAAUUCCACCAAGGCUCAAUCGUCUCCCGAGUCUAAGCUUUGCGACGAGUGCAGAGUCAUUGACCUUCAGAACACCUUCGGUACCCUUCAUGAACCCAGAGAUGGCUGCGAUCUAUGUCGCAUGCUGUCCAACUAUCAAGCGGGAGAUCAUUCAAAGACAAAGCUACUGAACGCUCGGCAUUUAUUCAGAGUCUGCCUCACACCCAACGCAGAUGAAGACCUGGCUGCAGCCGCAGAAAACGAAUCUACGCGGCCCGAAAAGACGGCGGAAAGUGUUCUUGAGGACGUUGGAAGCUAUGCCGAAAUCGAUGAUGAGACUGACGCUGAAAGCGAUGUCGAAAGUGAAAGCUCGAAUUCGGGAUCGGAAGAAUCAGAGGUCGUGAUCAGAUUGUCAGAGGAUGCUAGAAGUGACGCCGAAAGCGAAAGCUCGCUUCCAUGGGAAAAAGAACCGGGCUUGUUUCCAGGGCUUCCAGCAUUCUUGGAUUCAGGAAGUCCAGAACACUUCAGCCUGAUCAAAGAGUGGAUUCGCCUAUGCGACGAGGGUAAAUGCGGACACCCGGCCGGUUGCGCCCAAAAACCUAGUUCCAACGAACAGCCUUCUCGGUUCAUUCGCGUAGGAGGUUCCGCAAGCUCUGCUGCAGAUGUUGUUCACCUGGUUGCUACGGACAUCAUAACAACUGGACAUGGAGAUGUCUCCUACAUUGCCCUGUCUCACUGUUGGGGCAGCCAUCCCAACGGUCGUCCACCCUGGUCCACAACUCGUGAGAAUGCAAAUGAGCGCUUCGCCCAGGGGAUUUCCGUCUCGAGCCUACCAGCCAACUUCCAGGAUGCAAUCCAUGUCACGCGUGCCCUGGGAAAGGAGUAUCUCUGGAUAGAUUCUCUUUGCAUAUUGCAAGGAGACAGAGAGGAUUGGCUCUCGGAAGGCAAGAAGAUGGCAGGAAUAUUUCGCAAUGCCUACUGUAUCAUCGCCGCGUCAUCUGCGGCUUGUUCUACCGACGGCUUCCUCCGACGGCCGCGAUCGCCAGGCAAGUCUGUCUUCGUUCCGCAGUCUUCGCGCGGUCCCGUGUAUUUCUGCGAAGACGUCGACGAUUUCUCGGGUGACGUCGGCCUGGCGGUGCUGAACUCCCGCGCAUGGGUCUUCCAGGAACGGGCGCUAGCAAGGAGGACGAUACAUUUCACCAAGAGACAGACCUAUUGGGAGUGCGGCGGUGGCGUGAGGUGCGAGAGUCUGACGUACAUGCGCAACGAGGGAAAGGCAUCUCUGCUAUCCGAUCCCGACUUCCCUUCAUCUCUAAAAGAACGCGCCCUGGUGACAAAGAUCAAACUCUUCACGACCUUGUUUGAGACUUACACCCAGCUCGACAUCACCCAACAGUCAGACAGGCCUAUUGCCAUCUACGCGUUGGCCCAGGAGCUCGGCCGCGCUUUGGACACCAACAUCCGAUACGGAGUCUUUGAUAGGGCCUUACACCGAGGUCUUUUAUGGCGACGAGCGCAGGAGGAGUCUCUUGAACAAAUAGCAUUCGAAGCAGACAGCCAAGUACCGUCUUGGUCCUGGAUGGCAUACACUGGACCGAUCAAGUUUGCCGAAAUCUCACAGCUGCUCGAGUGGGACGACACCGUAAAGGUUGACGCCGCCGGCUCGAUGGCGGCACGACAUGUGAAAUUACAGAUCAACCCUGAAGCAUACCGGAUCCAUGAUGACGGUUUGUGCAACCGCAUCAUUGAUCCCACAAGCCAAGAGGAACACCUCACUGGCGAGAUGUGGGUGGAUAAACCCGGACAUUUGGCUGUGUCGGACAUACAAGACGCGGUGGUCUUGGGAAGACAAGCCGAACAGCAGGAAGUGAUUGGAAUUCCGAUCAAGCACCCCGGAACUCUCUUGGGAGACAAAAGAAAAUACUUUGUACUUCUAGUUGAGGAGCGUGAAGGGGGGCAUUUCGAGAGACUUGGCAUUGCGUUGGUCGAGCGUCGACUCAUUCGAGCUGAGGAUAGUAGAGGUCUCGUUCAAGUCCAGUAA